Penicillium mononematosum is the source of this 1644-nucleotide messenger RNA. RefSeq names its product MFS transporter. NCBI's taxonomy places the organism in Eukaryota, Fungi, Ascomycota, Eurotiomycetes, Eurotiales, Aspergillaceae. The coding region runs from base 1 to 1644 and encodes 547 amino acids. The transcript is spliced from 4 exons. The record is from RefSeq and is a predicted model, not a curated record. Gene Ontology annotation, molecular function: transmembrane transporter activity. Gene Ontology annotation, biological process: transmembrane transport.
AUGUCUUAUUCGUUUCUGACUCCGAAUCGCCAAGAUGACCUUUCGCUACAGGAGCCCGAGCAGCGGUCUGUCGCAGACAGCGACGGCAGCUUCCUCAUUCCCUUUUGUUCGGACCCUGAACUAAAGCUGGUGAGUACAAUCUUUACAUAUUCCUCCCAGCUUACAAGCUCACAAUCGAUCAAGGUCACUUGGUCUGGCUCUGAGGAUCCCACCAACCCAUUGAAUUGGAGCCACGCGCGGAAAUGGUCCGCAACUCUCUUGGUCUCCUGCUUUACCUUUAUAUCCCCAGUCUCCUCUACAAUGGUCGCCCCAGCGCUGGGCGAGAUUGCCCAUGACUUCAACAUCACAUCCGACAUCGAACGAUACCUGGUCAUGUCAAUAUUCCUCCUCGCGUAUGCACUGGGGCCCUUCAUACUUGCACCGCUGUCCGAGAUGUACGGAAGAGUGGUGGUACUGCAGUCCGCCAACAUGGUAUACUUGAUCUUCAAUACCGUGUGUGGCUUCGCAACCUCGCGCGAGCAGAUACUAGCAUUUCGCUUCCUUAGCGGCCUCGGAGGGAGUGCACCCCAAGCGAUUGGUGGGGGCGUCCUAAGUGACUGUUGGAGAAAGAAUGAGCGAGGAGCGGCGACUGCGGUGUACAGCGUGAUGCCAUUUCAUUGGCCCGGCCAUUGGGCCGAUAGGUACGAUACCACUUUACACUGCAAGAGACCCCGACUAAUCGUACAUGCAGCCGGUGGUUACCUGACGCAAUAUAUGUCCUGGCGAUGGAUCUUCUGGAUUGUCUCCAUGGCCGAUGCCGUGGUCCAGAUUCUAGCCUUCCUUUUCCUGCGCGAGACCUACGCGCCCAAGAUCCUGGCAACCAAGAAAAAGAUGCUGCAACGCGACACACACAAUCAGUUGCUGUACACCGAGUACGAUGAGCCAGACCGCACAUUUCUCCAGCUCCUUCGCAAGAAUCUCGUCCGGCCCUUCCGCAUGCUCUUUACCCAACCUGCGAUUCAAGCCAUUGCUCUCUACCGCGGAUAUCAAUACGGCUUGAUGUAUCUUGUUCUGGCAUCAUUUCCAACGGUAUGGGAGGGAAAGUAUGGCCAGAGCAAAGGACGCGCCAGCUUGAACUACAUCUCACUAGGCAUUGGUUUUGUAAUUGGGCUGCAGUUCUGCGGUCGGCUCAUCGACAUUGUAUAUGAGCGGCUCGCCAAACACUAUGGCGACAAUGGCCGGCCAGAAUACCGCCUUCCCCUGAUGAUUCCCGGGGGGCUUAUUGUCCCCACGGGCCUGUUCAUCUACGGCUGGACAGCGGAGUACAAGACCCACUGGAUAGCGCCCAACAUCGGCGCCGCGGUGUUUGCCAUCGGCCUUAUCAUCUGCUUCCAGUGUUGCCAGACCUACGUGAUCGAUGCGUAUACACGGUAUGCGGCGAGUGCCACCGGAGUGACUGCCUUUGUGCGGACGAUGGCUGGGUUCAGCUUCCCUCUUUUCGCGGACAGCUUAUACCGGUCCCUGGGACUGGGCUGGGGGAACAGCCUUCUGGGUUUCAUCAGCCUGGGCAUGGGCAUCGUGGCUCCAGCACUUCUCUGGUUCUACGGGGAGUGGAUGCGGGCCAAGAGCCCUUACUGCGCAGGCGAUGAGACGAGCCGUGUCUGA